Molecule: messenger RNA, 884 nt
Organism: Mercurialis annua (annual mercury)
Lineage: Eukaryota; Viridiplantae; Streptophyta; Magnoliopsida; Malpighiales; Euphorbiaceae
Product: glycine-rich RNA-binding protein 3, mitochondrial-like
Exons: 5
Coding region: 301-768 (155 amino acids)
Molecular function (GO): RNA binding
Source: RefSeq, a predicted model, not a curated record
UGUCCGUUACAAACACCAAAACACAACCCCCUCAUAAGGUGACACGUUUGCAAAUGUUUAAACCCUCAGUCAAUCCUCUAAUCCAACGGCUCAUAUGCACGUUCAUAAAACCCUCCAUCGUUCAAAAAACAAGGUUUUAGUCACCCACUCUCCACAGAGCCUGAACCAGAGAAAGGGAUCGUGUAACUCAAGUAUAGCAAGUACUGAGAUGAUUCCAUUAAUUCCAGUUGGUUGUUGCAAUGGCUAUUCUUGGUAAACUUGGAAAUAUAAUGAGGCAGACAUUUAGUAAGCAGAUCAUUAAUGAACUUUAUGCAUCAUCCACCCGCCCAUCAUUAUGUCGACCAGUACGGUGCAUGUCGUCCACUAAAGUUUUUGUCGGAGGUGGUUCUCUCCGUUGAUUUGUGUAUUUCUGGUAAAACAAAUGGUGAUGACCUGAAAAAAGCUUUUAGUAAAUACGGUUCGGUUGUUGAAGCAAGAGUUAUUACACAGCGUGAAACUGGUAAAUCUAAAGGAUUUGGUUUUGUUACUUUUGGUGAUUCAGAGUCAGCCGCUAAUGCCAUUGACUCCUUGAAUGGGAAGAAUCUUCAUAUCGGCUGCGUAAGGGUUUGCUAUGCAACUGAUAAAGCUCCUGGUACUGUAAGAGGUCAUGGUCGCGGAGGCUACAGUAGCGGCAAGGACAACGCUGGGGAUUUGGCCAAGCAGGGUGUGACAGCUUCCGUUCCAAAUUCAAUAACAAAAAAAUGUAUACCUCCUCUUAAACCAAAAUGAGGCAAUUUCCAUGAACAACAUGUUCUAGGUGUAUGCUAUUGUAUUGUAGCUAUUGUGAGAAUUAUGAAAAAAAAGACAUCAUUCUAAUAGUAAAAAUUAAAAAUAUUCUAUGAUUA